AUGAAGAAAUCGAUGCUACAUCUUUGUACAACAGGUACUGGAGAAGAGGACUUUGAGCUCAAUAAAGAUGAACCCGGGAUGAUGCUUUCAAGCAAAAAUCACAUUGGUGGUCUCGAAGGCACAGAAGACCACUCGGACGGGAAGGUCUUUGCUCUCACAAAAUCGCCAAGAUGUCCAGUAAAUACCAUCAAAGCGUAUUUAAGUCACCUAAAUCACGACAUUGCUGUGCUGUUCCAGCGACCAAGACAUCCUUCUUCCAGAUUCAACCCAAACAAAGCCAUAGUUUGGUAUGAGAAAAACGUACUCGGCCAUAACAUGCUCAACAACAUGAUGCGAAAUAUGUCACAAAGAGCUGGAAUAUCGCCUUACUAUACCAAUCAUUCGCUGCGAGCCACCACCGUUACUGUUUUAUCAUCCAACAACGUUGAAACACAAAAGAUUAAAGCUGUAACUGGUCACAGAAGCGAUACAAUUCUAAGCCAGUUUAAGCAGAUGUCAUCAACGCUGAGUUAG
Messenger RNA from Paramuricea clavata, 513 nucleotides. NCBI's taxonomy places the organism in Eukaryota, Metazoa, Cnidaria, Anthozoa, Malacalcyonacea, Plexauridae. The record is from the annotation of a GenBank genome assembly.